Molecule: messenger RNA, 1635 nt
Organism: Rhinocladiella mackenziei CBS 650.93
Lineage: Eukaryota; Fungi; Ascomycota; Eurotiomycetes; Chaetothyriales; Herpotrichiellaceae
Exons: 7
Coding region: 1-1635 (544 amino acids)
Biological process (GO): transmembrane transport
Cellular component (GO): membrane
Molecular function (GO): transmembrane transporter activity
Source: RefSeq, a predicted model, not a curated record
AUGAAUGUUCAACAGACUCCCAUCGACAUCAAGGUACCAGCGUCAGAGGAUGUGGUCAGUGAGCCAGGGCCCCCCUCAGGCGUCGCAGAUCAACACGAUGUUAUUCAGGACGACGACUUGGACUUGAUGGAGCUUACAGGCCACAAGCCUGUUCUGCAGCGGAACUACAGUCGUUUCGCCCUGCUAGCCUUUUCCUUCAUGAUUGUGGACUCCUGGUCAGGUAUCAUUGGAUCUCUUGCAACUGGGAUUUCUAGCGGUGGAACAGUGAUGCUCAUCUACGGCUCGAUUGCGGUGACCAUAUUCACCAUGGCAGUGGCUCUUUCGCUGGCCGAAAUCGCCAGCGCGUAUCCCACAUCGGGUGGCCAAUAUCAUUGGACGGCCGUGCUCUCACCCAAGAAGUACAGCGCCAUCCUCAGUUGGUUCUGUGGCUAUUUCAAUGCGGUGGGGUGGUGUGUCGUAUGUGCUUCGAUCACAGUUAUCCUAGGCCAGUUUUUCAUGGCCAUGAUCAUUCUGACGCACCCUGACAUCACGUACCAUCGAUGGCAAGGGUUCGUCGUUUACCAGGCCUUCAACCUGCUGUGCUCCGUGGUCAACGCGUAUGGACGAAAGGCUCUCCCCUACAUCCACGGAACCGGAUUCUAUAUCUGUUUGACGGCUUUCUUCCUUGUCAACAUGACCAUGCUCGGGACCGCGUUCCCGAAAAACUCGGCCAAAUUCGUGUUUGGAACCUUCACCAACAACACGGGCUGGAAGUCCAACGGAAUUGCCUUUAUUGUUGGCCUCACGAAUCCUGCCUUUUCAUACGGGGGCUUGGAUAGUGCCGUUCACAUGGCCGAGGAGAUGAAAGAUGCAAGAAAAAAUCUGCCCUUUGUCCUCAUCAGCACCGUCUGUAUUGGUUUCGUCACCUUGAUCGUCACCGCCAUCACAAUCUGCUUCUGCAUGAUUGAUCUGGAUAAGAUCCUCGCCACCAGUACUGGUGUGCCCAUCCUUGAGAUCUUCUACCAAGCUACUGAGAGUAAAGGCGCUUCAAUCUUCUUACUGUCCGUCCUGUUCUAUUUGACGACUGCUGCCAUCCUGGGCUCGCAGCAAACGGCAAGCCGUCUGAUAUGGGCUUUUGCGCGCGAUGAGGCUCUGCCCUUCAGCAAACAGCUGAGCACGAUCGAUACCCGCCAAAAGGUGCCUGUGAACUCUACAAUCUUGUGCUGGGCGAUUGUCGCCGUUCUUGGGUGCGUUUAUCUGGGGAGUUCUACCGCGUUCAACGCCCUUGUCGGCUGCAACGUACUGCUAGCCAAUAUUUCCUUCGCGUUCCCUAUCGGUCUUCUGCUCUUCGGUCGUCGAAAGUAUCUGGAACAUGCCACGUUUUCGCUCGGCAAUAAGAUAGGGCCGGCGGUCAAUGCCAUCGCUCUUGCUUGGAUUGUUUUUAUGGUCAUCUUCUUUGACUUUCCCUUCACGAUGCCAGUCCACGCCGAUAACAUGAACUAUUCUUCCGUUAUAAUCGGUGCUGUUGUGCUAUUCUCCAGUGCAUAUUGGCUGUGGAAAGGACAUGACAGAUACAAGGGCCCUAAGAUGGAGGUGGGAAUCGAUGCCGCCUUCAACCUGCAGCUUGCAAAGCAAACCCGGGAGCAUAGAUCAUGA